AUGUCUGUUAUACGAAAGGAACUAAUUAAUGUUGCAAUUAAUAGAGCGAUCGCAUUAAUAGAUUAUAAUAUUCAUAAUGAUAUAGACAAACAACAUGAAUUUAUACAACAAACAGUUCUUGCUGAUAAAUCUUUUACAAAUGAUGAAAUAACUGAAGUAAUAAGAAGAAUAAAUAAAAUUAUUGAUAGAAAUAAAGUUCUUCUUAAUAAAGGGACAAGAAGAAUUUGUGAAAAUUGUAACCAAGUACGUUUAGCUAUAUCAUAUUGUGAAUAUUGUGUUCGAAAUUAUUUAAAAUUAAAUUUUUUAAAUUGGACAUCUGGAAAUAAUGUUAUUGAUAAUUUAAUACAAAAAUGUCAAAUGGAAACAUUUGAACCAGAAAAAAUAGUUGAAUGGAUUCCAUAUGAUCUGUCUCUUAUACACAUCUAG
This is a messenger RNA of Rhizophagus irregularis DAOM 181602=DAOM 197198, 426 nucleotides long. The record is from RefSeq and is a predicted model, not a curated record. Lineage: Eukaryota; Fungi; Glomeromycota; Glomeromycetes; Glomerales; Glomeraceae.